AAUUAUCGUUUUCUAUUAUUAACGGACGGUCUUUUUUUUUUUUUUUAUAGCCGGACGCGUGUUAUGGAGGAAGGCUGCUUCUCCGGCGCGGUGCAUAUAUAAACUCAUCCGUACAGUAUGGAGACCUACUGGACGUUCACGGACUUUGUCUCGCAGGCUAAACGGCUGCUGCUUUAUUCUUCUAGCACCUAACGCAUACUCAUCGCCGCCGAGCUGUUGUGUUCGUGUCCGACAUCGAGGCCAGUUUUCGGUACGCGUCUCUUUGUGGGCCGGUGUCUUCUGUCGGAACCGGUUGCCGAGCAGCUGGUUGGUUCCGCCUGUGCCACCGUAGCGACUCAGUAACAAACAGUCCCGCGGUGCCCGAGGCUCACUCACACGUCGAGGACAUGUCUGGAACCAAGUCGUGAGCGUCGCUGUGCUUUUUAUUUAUUUAUCUUUUUCUUUCUUUUUUUAAACUUUGUCAACGGGCCGGUUCGUUGCACGUUUUUCCUACGAAGAUGAAAUCGCCUCUGGCUCCCGGCAUCCGACUUAUCACAUCGUUCUCCCGAGACAGUUGGUAUCGCACUUUCAUUCUUUUCCUCACCUUCCUCUUCUACACAGCCUACCAUCUGUCACGGAAACCCAUCAGCAUUGUUAAGAGUGAACUGCAUAGAAACUGUUCAAUAGUCAUUCGGCCUGCAGACCUUAACGUAACCAACAAUGCUACCUGGUGUGACUGGGAGCCUUUUGACCAAGACAACUACCAGACACUGUUUGGCAUCUUGGAUAAUUGUUUCCUGGUUACCUACGCCAUCGGCAUGUUUUUCAGUGGGAUAUUUGGAGAGCGCCUGCCUCUGCGGUACUACCUGAGUGUUGGGAUGCUGAUGAGCGGCUUGUUCACAUGUCUGUUUGGCCUCGGCUUCUACUGGAACAUCCACUCAUUAUGGUACUACGCCUGCAUACAGGUCAUGAACGGGCUGGUGCAGACCACCGGUUGGCCGGCGGUGGUGGCCUGUGUCGGCAACUGGUUUGGAAAGGGGAAACGUGGGUUCAUCAUGGGCGUGUGGAACUCGCACACCUCAGUGGGAAACAUCCUUGGCUCCCUCAUCGCAGGAGUCUUCGUCGAUUCCGCGUGGGGAAUGUCCUUCAUUGUCCCGGGGCUCAUCAUCGCCUCCACUGGCAUCCUGUGCUUCUUCUUCCUGGUUGAGAAACCUGAAGACGUUAACUGCACUCCUCCUCAGCACCAUAGUGAUCAAGAUAGUGGUGAAGUGGAACCUCUCCUGCAGAACUCACCGCGAAUAAGCAACGGAGCCAUAUCAAGUGAGCCUUCCAGUGAGGUGGUGGAGGAUCCCACUGAGGCCAUUAGCUUCUGUGGAGCUCUCAGUAUACCUGGAGUGAUGGAGUUCUCGCUCUGUCUGCUGUUUGCCAAACUGGUCAGCUACACUUUCCUGUACUGGCUCCCUCUCUACAUUUCAAAUGUUGCACAUUUUGAUGCAAAAGAGGCCGGAGAUAUGUCGACACUCUUUGAUGUAGGAGGAAUUGUGGGAGGCAUUAUGGCAGGGCUUGUGUCGGACUACACCGGUGGAAGAGCGACAACUUGCUGCGUGAUGUUAAUUGGUGCUGCCCCCAUGCUUUUCCUCUAUAAUUACAUUGGACAAAGGAGCCUUGGUACUACAAUUGCUAUGCUGCUGGUGUGUGGAGGCCUGGUGAACGGACCGUACGCACUCAUCACUACUGCUGUAUCUGCUGACCUGGGAACACACGAGAGUCUGAGAGGAAACUCCAGGGCCUUGUCAACAGUGACGGCAAUUAUUGACGGGACCGGUUCAGUGGGAGCUGCACUGGGUCCUCUGUUAGCAGGUCUGAUCUCUCCCACUGGCUGGAACAACGUCUUCUACAUGCUCAUCUCUGCUGACAUCCUGGCCUGUCUGUUUUUGUCCAGGCUCGUUUACAAGGAAGCUCAGGGUUGGUGCGGACGUGUUCCCCGAGUCCGAGGGUUCAAAGAAAUCUGAACUGCUCACGCAAGCAAACCAGGAACCAAACACACAAAGGAGGGAAACAAUGUUUACACUGAUCUCACUGCACAGUGGACGACCUCUCUCCGACGUGGUGGAAUGGAAACGGAGCCUCAGGUGGAAGAUUGGAGGCACUGAACAGACGAUUGAAGCCUUCAUCUUAUUGUACAACAGCAAGAAAUUUGUCUUAAUAGACACAGAGGUUUUUAUAUGACUAAUCUUCUAAUACUUAUUUGAUUGUUUUCAUAUUAUUUUAUCAUUAAAGUGUAUAUACUGUGCCUUUUCUUAA
This is a messenger RNA of Scophthalmus maximus (turbot), 2283 nucleotides long. It is a transcript of the gene slc37a2, whose product is annotated as solute carrier family 37 member 2. The coding region runs from base 498 to 1991 and encodes 497 amino acids. Gene Ontology annotation, molecular function: glucose 6-phosphate:phosphate antiporter activity. Gene Ontology annotation, biological process: glucose-6-phosphate transport; phosphate ion transmembrane transport. The transcript is spliced from 18 exons. Gene Ontology annotation, cellular component: endoplasmic reticulum membrane. Lineage: Eukaryota; Metazoa; Chordata; Actinopteri; Pleuronectiformes; Scophthalmidae. The record is from RefSeq and is a predicted model, not a curated record.